This is a messenger RNA of Camelus dromedarius (Arabian camel), 501 nucleotides long. Its product is annotated as IQ domain-containing protein F5. Bases 1 to 501 code for a protein of 166 amino acids. Gene Ontology annotation, molecular function: calmodulin binding. The record is from RefSeq and is a predicted model, not a curated record. Lineage: Eukaryota; Metazoa; Chordata; Mammalia; Artiodactyla; Camelidae. The transcript is spliced from 3 exons.
AUGACCAGAUCAGAGUAUUCUUGUCUAGAUGGUCAGCCAGUUCCACGUAAAGCCGGCCCCAAAGUAAGGAUCGUGAUGCUGGGAGAAGACAAAGCGGCUGUGUUUAUCCAGGCCUGGUGGCGGGGCGCCCUGGUGCGCAGGACGCUGCUGCACGCGGCGCUCAGGGCGUGGAUUAUUCAGUGCUGGUGGAAACAGAAGCUGGCGAAACUGCUGGAGAAGAGGCGGUGGGCGUCCCUAGAAUUGUAUGCGCGGCAAGAAUGGGCAGCUGUGAAACUGCAGUCCUGGGUCCGCAUGUGGUGCAUCCGCCUUCGUUACUGCCGUUUGCUCCACGCUGUCCGCAUCAUCCAGAUCUAUUGGCGCUGGCAUAGCUGCCACACCCGGGGCUUUAUUCAGGGCCAUUACAACCUCAAAGAAAACCACCUGAAUCUUCAACUUGAAAUCUCUUUGGGCUCGCAAGCUUGUAGAGUUCAACAAAGCAUACCCCUUCCAAUAAAGGAAUGA